UACUCUCCGACGUGACUGGAAAUUUUGCCCGAGAACAGUCACGACAUGUACAUGUACACCCCUCAAUGACCAGCGAUGCUCCCGGCUCUCCGCCCAUUGCUGUCUGCCGCGCGAGGGCAAACCUGUGGUGCUCCAAUACCGUGUCUGAGGAGAGCAUUGGUGGUUUCCGCGGCGGAUCUCCAAUUCGGCCAGCCCGUGUAUGAGACGCACCCGCAUCUAUUACAGGCGGGGGAGAUAACUCCAGGCAUUACGGCCCUCGAAUAUGCCCACCGGCGCACGAAGCUUGCUAGAUCCCUACCUCUCAAUGCCGUCGCUAUACUCGCCGCAUCCGACCUGAAAUACCGCUCGGGCUCGGUUUUCUACAAAUACCACCAAGACCCCGACUUCCUAUACUUGACCGGAUUCAAUGAACCGGACGCAUUGGCAAUAAUAGAAAAGCAAGGAGCUGGGGACGAAGACUAUAGCUUCCACCUCUAUGUGCGCCCAAAAGAUGCCAAAGCGGAGCUCUGGGACGGGCCACGGUCUGGCAUCCAGGCCGCUCAGGACGUCUUCAACGCCGAUGAGACUGAAAGCGUGAACCGACUCCCUGAAAUCCUUCCUAGAAUCAUCCAAAGAUCUAGCGAAAUCUAUACCGACCUCCCAAGUAGCGUGCACCCCAAGAACCCCUUCACGAAAUUCAUAAGCGGCUUCGAUCCCUACAACGCGAAAGGCCUAGCACAAGUCUUCCGCGAUGCCGAAAAGAAGACCGUCAAGCCUCUGCGGCCCUUGAUGAAUAACCUCCGGGUGAUCAAGAGCGACGCGGAGGUCCGCAACAUGCGGAAAGCUGGACAAGUCUCUGGCCGAGCCAUCACAGACGCCAUGCGCCAGCACUUCUCCGGCGAGAAAGACCUAGACUCAUUCCUGGACUACAAAUUCAAGGGAGAGGGCUGUGACGGACCAGCCUACGUGCCUGUGAUUGCUGGAGGCGAGAACGCCCUCACGAUCCACUACGUCCGCAACGAAGCCCUUUUCGAGGGCAACGAGCUCGUCCUCGUCGACGCCGGCGCCGAAUACGGCGGCUACAUCACCGACAUCACGCGCACCUGGCCCACCUCAGGCAAAUUCAGCUCCCCCCAGCGCGACCUCUACGAAAUGAUCCUCCGCGUCCAGCGAACCUGCGUCUCGCUCUGCCGCGCAGACGCGAACAUGACGCUGGACAAGCUGCACCGCACCGCGUCGAACGGGCUGAAAGACGGGCUGGGCCAGCUGGGAUUCGACAUGUCCGGAGAUGCAAUCGACACGCUCUUCCCCCACCACGUGGGCCACUUCAUCGGCUUAGACGUGCACGACGCGCCUGGGCAUCCGCGAACGAAUCCCUUGGAACCGAAUCAGUGUAUAACAAUUGAACCCGGCAUCUACGUCCCCGACUCCCCCCGCUGGCCCGCCCGCUUCCGCGGCAUCGGCAUCCGCAUCGAAGACAGCAUCUGCGUGCAGGCCGAGAACCCCCUGGUGCUAACGACCGAGGCGGUCAAGGAAGUCGUCGAUAUCGAGGCUUUGAGAGACUAGCAGCCAUGACUCGACAUGAAAUGAAAGGUGUACAUAUGAUGGAACUCAAUGUAGCUGUGUGUGUAUAUCAUGAGUUUGGGUUGGAUUAUUUCGGUUUGCACUAACACUAGAGAGGGCUGGUAGAGCUGGACUGGAACUGUACAAAUAUCGGUAUCAUCAUACAAAAGACACAUUAUGCUCCUCCUCGUACUCUA
Mytilinidion resinicola is the source of this 1739-nucleotide messenger RNA. RefSeq lists its product as uncharacterized. The record is from RefSeq and is a predicted model, not a curated record. The transcript has 8 exons. Gene Ontology annotation, molecular function: metalloaminopeptidase activity; manganese ion binding. The coding region runs from base 76 to 1545 and encodes 489 amino acids. Gene Ontology annotation, cellular component: mitochondrion. Lineage: Eukaryota; Fungi; Ascomycota; Dothideomycetes; Mytilinidiales; Mytilinidiaceae.